UCUUCUUUGAAUCCGUUUUUUUGUUCUCCAAAAAUCACUAACAAUGAAUUCAAGAAGAAACCGAGGAGACAGAUUAUCCAGUUUACCGGAGCCCCUUCUGGUUCUGGUUAUUUCUAACUUACCCUUCAAGGAAGCCGUGAAAACCAGUGUUCUAGCCAAGCGCUGGAAGAAUCUCCAUCGUCAAACGACCAAUGUAUCUUUCAAAGAAUCCGAUUUCGUGAAACGCUCUGUUUCUAAUGAUGAAGAAACCAAAAGGGAUGCUAGGGUGUCGUUCGUUCGCUACAUGGUUAACUGGGUUUCCAAAUAUUCCGGUGCAGCCAUCGAAAGAUUCGAACUUUGUCUCUCCAAACCGGUGGGCUUCGAAACAGAGAUCACGUCACUGAUCGAAUUCGCCGUCUCCAAACAAGUCAAGAAUCUAGUUCUUGAUUUCUCUGACCCUUCUUCGACUACGGGGAAUCAAGCAGCAGUAGGAGCGAGUGUGUUUCAGUUGCCGGAGUGCGCAUACAGUCUCGCGACUCUGGAGUCGUUGAAACUAUUCGCAUGCAAUUUUGAUCCAUCAAGGCUUGUGAGACCGGGCUCGUUGAAAAGUCUAUGUUUUGGUUGGAUCCAACUCGGGAAGAUCAUGGCUUUGUUAUCAAAGACUCCUCUUCUCGAGAGUCUAAGCAUCCAAAACUGCUCGAAUGUUGGCCUCGAAGCGAUAACCGAAUAUAACAACCGGUUAAGGGAAUUGAUAUUCGAGAAUUGCAGUUUCGCCACGGUGCACUCUACCCUCGACCUGCCCAAUAUUCAGAUCUUCAAGUACUCUGGAAAAGUUCAUUACUUUCAGUUCAUGCAAGUGAAUAGGAGAAUGGAAGAAGCAUACUUGGAUUUUGGUGCAGAAACAGAGUACGGCGAAGAGACGGGAACAAUUCUCUGUGGUCUCCUUUAUGAUCUUCUAUCGGCUAGGAAGUUAACGGUCUGUCGUUUUCUCAUCCAGAUGAUCAAAGACAGUGAAGACCCGGUUCGGUUACAAGCACCGAUGGAAACAAGGCAUUUGGUAAUCAAGACGAGUAUGGUACCGUAUGAGUUUAUUGGGAUUAGACUCAUGAUCAAUAGCUGUCCUGACUUGGAAACUCUCACUUUCCAAAUGCUUCCUCCUAUACAUGCGCCAACGACCAAUCUUGGAUUCUGUCCAAAAACGUAUUGGACGUACGUAAUCAGCCACAAGUGUUUGAAGAAGACCCUAAAGGUUGUUGAAGUGAGGAAUUUCACUGGCGGCGCGUACGAGUUACAAAUUUUGAAGUUUUUGAUUCGGUUGGGUCUUGUAUUGGAGAGGGUAGACCUCUAUUUGCCGGUGGGAACUCUGGAGGCUCACAAGACCUUGGCACGUGCUACAGUGAGGAAGCUUUGUAAGUCUGAGGCAUCUUCGAAUCGUCUGUGCAUUCGUCUACACGAUGAUUGAAGAUAUCAUCCAAGAAUCAGGGAUUGAUUGUUUAG
This is a messenger RNA of Eutrema salsugineum, 1476 nucleotides long. RefSeq names its product F-box protein At3g62230. The record is from RefSeq and is a predicted model, not a curated record. The coding region runs from base 44 to 1441 and encodes 465 amino acids. NCBI's taxonomy places the organism in Eukaryota, Viridiplantae, Streptophyta, Magnoliopsida, Brassicales, Brassicaceae. The transcript has a single exon. Gene Ontology annotation, molecular function: protein binding.